GGAGCUUGCUUGAUCCACGACAUAGUUUCUGAUAUUUCAACUUUGUUGAUUAAAUUAAAUAUUUAAAUAAUUAAUUCAAAUGACGGCGGAAAUGUUUCUACUGGCAGUUCAAUUUUAACAUCGAAAAAAAAAACGAGGUUAAUUCGAGAUGUAUUACACGAAAAUGUCCUGGUUCUGCCAACAACUAUUCAAACUCCAUUUUUUUUGGAAGAAUUGAAAGAUCAGUUUAUUUUCGCGAUACCAUUUGCUGCUAGUGCGGCAGGGAUCCACACCUUUCAAGACUACGUAUAUAUUUCUCACCGACAAAUUGGUCGUCAACAUCUUGCGCUUGCGUACAGGAACGACUGCCGUACACACGUCGCGUUUAUUUCUAUUCUUGGCCGGUGCGUGGGGUGGCAAUCUGUCCUCAAAAUAGCAUCGCAGCCGCUGUUAUAAUAAAGGCGAUACCUGCUCUAUUUUUAGUGCUGAUUUUACGGUCGUUUUCUUCUGCUGUUUUGAGGGCCUGAAUUAAAAGAAUUUGCUGAAAGCUAAUUUACCGAGCAAUACGUCUGUGCUUAUGCUAAGCUCACAAAAAUUAAUGAAAAUAGAUAUAAAAAAAAUUUUGUUACAAGUUAAGCCCGAAAGCGCAUAGGAUCACAUCCGUAAGUGUACAUCAAAAACAGAACCUAAGACUAAUCUUCGAACAAGUUUGAGGCGUUCGAGUUUCUUUCCUCGUAAGUUCUUGAACGUUCUCCACCAGUCAUUCUGAAGUGCAGGCGAGAAUAUUCGCCGCUGGUCUGCACGUGCCAAAAAAUUGCUCAGUUACAUUCAAGCCGGCAACGUGUGCGUACGGGAGACAAGCUUCAAUUUUCAAGAGGCCGUUCCAUGCAGAAAUGGUGUCGCUGACGCUGGCGUGCGAGGCAGACGUGGAGAGUCGCCACGGGGCUGACAUGGAGAGCGUCGUGCUGCAUGGCGGGCGCAUCUAUACGGCAGCUGAUGACGGCAAGGUCAAGGUGUGGAAUAAAGACUUGAAGUUGGAGACUGAGUUUCAGGCUCACGACUACGCCGUGUACCACCUGCUGGUACUGAAGGACAGACUCUUCACAGCCUCUAUUGACGCCACCAUCAAAGUCUGGAAGUUGGGCACCUUCGAGCUGGUGACGACCCUCACUGGGCACCAGGAACCCGUCAGGAGGCUUGCUACUAACGGAGACCGUCUCCUCUCGGGCGACGAAAAGGGCGACGUUAUCAUAUGGAACGGCGACAGUCUGGCCUCAGAGAACAGGUACGAGGUCGUCGAGGAAGUGUGGGACAUGGCAGCCUACGAUAGAUUCUUCUUUACCGUCAGAGACAGAGGGCUUUCUGUCACUGAAGUCAAAAGAGGCGAGACGAACCAGCACACGGUGGUGAAAUCAUUGCAAGGCCGAGCGCCUAUCUACCUGAGCAAGGAGCACCUCGUCUACAGCGAGUUUGGGGCCGGCUACGGUCUGCAUCUUCACAAGAACCUGCCUAACGACUUCCCGAAGAUCACAGACUUGAGGGGUCAUUCAAUGAUCAUCACUUGUCUUGGCGGGAACACAGUGAGCGGCAGCGAGAGGAUUGCAAGCAGCGGGUACGACAACAAAGUCAAUCUGUGGGAGCUGCCAGAGGGUAAACUCCUGGCGACGUACGAUGCCAGCGUAACUCCGUCCUGUCUGGCUGUGGCAGAUGAUGGCGCUGUGUACAUCGGUGGACCCGAUGGCUACUUGGCCAAACUUGUUGCUGCAUGAGCAGACAUCGAUGAUUACCACACUCGGAUGAAUUAUCGGAGUACUACUUACAAAAUAUGAGCUAAUAUUUGGAUGGUUACUACUAACAUGUUAGGUUAGUGAUAAUAGUGAUAAAUAUCAAAAUAGGGUUGAUUGUGAACAAAGGAGUAGAAAGGCAUCGCUUUUGAUUAAUGUCAAUAUCUGAGUUACAUAAACUAAGAUUAUAUGGCUUGAAUUAUGGUAAAAAAUAUUUCCUAAGCAAAGUGACACUUCGACAAAAAAAAAAAAGAAGCGAGUCUUUAGAUAUUUUUGUGGUUGUAUAAGAAACUGAGGCUGCCCAACUUUUACAUUUUUUGCAGAAACCAAACUUUCAACCGUUUAGUUGCUAUUAGGUUACAAAUGAUUCUAUUAUAUACAAAUCUCUUAUAAGAGACAAGUCAAUGGAACAUGACUAGUUCAGCUGAUGCUAUAGUCUACAGAUAGUUGGCCGUCCCUGGCUUCUGUGGAGUUCAGAUGAACUUGUGCUGAAAGCCUUAAUUUUAAAUCCAACGUCUUUGAUUUAUAAAAUUUAGUUCGAUGCUGAAAAUUCGACAGCAAUAAAUUUUA
Messenger RNA from Hyalella azteca, 2333 nucleotides. RefSeq names its product myosin heavy chain kinase B. Bases 873 to 1748 code for a protein of 291 amino acids. The transcript has 6 exons. NCBI's taxonomy places the organism in Eukaryota, Metazoa, Arthropoda, Malacostraca, Amphipoda, Hyalellidae. Gene Ontology annotation, molecular function: protein binding. The record is from RefSeq and is a predicted model, not a curated record.